AUGGCGGAAAAAGCUGAAAUCCUCCUCGUUGGAAGUGGUGGCGUCGGCACGAUCGCGGCGUUGAACCUGGAGAUCGGGGGGCUGGCUAGAGUUACAGCUGUGCUUCGAUCAAACUACGAAAAAGUCGUAAACGAGGGGUUUCACAUCAAAUCGUGCGAUCAUGGCGAUAUAAAGAACUGGAGACCGUCUCAAGUGAUAAAUAAAAUCCCAUCAAGCGAGCAGCAUGAAUUCGACUACAUCAUCGUAACGACCAAAAACGUCGCAGACAGCCACCCAACGUGCGCCGAACUAAUCGCMCCAGCCGUAACACCCGGCCGAACAACCAUCGUCCUCAUCCAGAAUGGGCUGCAUAUUGAGAAACCUUUUCUGGAAGCAUUUCCUCAGAACACAGUCUUAUCCGGUAUCAGUCUCAUAGGAUCCCACGAAACGAGUACAGCAGUCAUCGAACACGAAGAUCCAGAUCGCCUCGUGAUCGGCGCGUUCUCAAACCCCAAUGUUCCGCAGGAACAACAAGACCGAAUUGCGCAGGACUUUGUCAAAAUGUAUUCCGCCAGCGGUAAAACAGACUGCACCUUUGAGCCUGAUGUGCCGUUCUAUCGCUGGCAGAAGCUGGUCUACAACGCAUGCUUAAAUCCUAUAUGCGCAAUAACGGGACUUGAUACGGGAACAAUCAGACUUGCGGACGACGCCGUGGCGACACUCGUUCGACCGGCCAUGGAUGAAAUCGUAGAAGCUGCUAGAGCAUGUGGUGUCAACUUACCGGAUGGCGUAGCAGAGCGGAUGAUCAAUAUUGAUCCGUUGACGAUGUAUUUGAGACCUAGUAUGGCGGAGGAUGUACUGAAAGGGAAUCUGAUCGAAUUCGAAAACAUCGUCGGAGCACCGUUGCGCGAGGGCACAUCUCGCGGAGUUGCGAUGCCGACACAGACGUUUUUGUAUCAUACGCUAAAAACGAUGCAGUGGCGUCUCAAGGCUGGCGGUCAAGUAGGCACCUACCUGACCAACGCUCUCCUCUCAACUGGGAAACACCAAAUCACCGCCCUCACCCGCUCCGACAGCAAAAACCCCAUCCCCUCCGGCGUGACCGUCGCACACAUCAACUACGCCGAACCCUCGACUCUCGUCGAUGCCCUCCGCGGCCACGACGCUCUAAUUUAUAGUCUAUCUGUCCUCGCGACCGACGAAGCAGAUCGACUCAUCAAAGCCGCCGCCGAGGCCGAAGUACCCUGGAUCCUACCCAAUGAGUUUGGCUACAACUCCGAUAACGACGUAGUCAACAAAGAUACUUUGACCGGAUUCCCGAAAAAGGCGCAACGCAAAUUGAUUGAAGAAUUGGGGAAGUCCUCGUGGAUUGGUAUUGCAACGGGUUAUUGGUAUGAGUACAGUCUCUCUGUUGGUGGGUGGUCAUUCGGAUUCGACAUUAAGAAUAAAGAGGCCACAUUCUACGACAGCGGAGACGUGAAGAUUCACACCUCGACAUGGCCUCAAAUCGGUAAAGCAGUUGCAAACCUUCUUUCAUUGCCGAUAACGUCAGACGACAGCUCGGCAACGACGGUGUCAUCGUUCAGGAAUAAGUUCGCUUUUAUCUCUUCGUUCUACGUCAAUCAACAAGACAUCUUCGCCUCCCUGCUCCGCGUCACAGGCACCAGUCGUGACGAAUGGAAAAUCUCAAAUCAGCCUUCUGCCGCUAGGUUCGCGUUUGGUAAACAGAUGCUUCAAAAGGGUGACAGGCGCGGGUUUGGGCUUGCGUUGUAUGCGCGUACGUUCUUUCCGGAUGGUGCGGGGACGCAUCCAAGCAGUGCGAAUGCGUUGCUUUCAAUUCCUGAGACGGAGGAUAUAGAUGAAUAUACGGCGACGGCAGUGAAGAUGGCAAAUGAGAAUUAUUUUGAGAACAAGGUUGUGCCUAGGAUUACGCCGGCUUCGUCGUGA
Molecule: messenger RNA, 1926 nt
Organism: Talaromyces amestolkiae
Lineage: Eukaryota; Fungi; Ascomycota; Eurotiomycetes; Eurotiales; Trichocomaceae
Exons: 4
Coding region: 1-1926 (641 amino acids)
Biological process (GO): pantothenate biosynthetic process
Cellular component (GO): cytoplasm
Molecular function (GO): 2-dehydropantoate 2-reductase activity
Source: RefSeq, a predicted model, not a curated record